GAGCAACAAUACGCCCGCACGAAACUACGACUGCUCGUUUGCCGCUAGUCUGCCCAGAUUGUCAAUAUUGUGUCACUGAUUUCUCCAUGGCACAGAGGCAUAAUUAGAUUAGGGCUGCAGGUCGCGGGCGCCGCGUAGUGUCGGCCCGGCCCCGCGCGGCCCUUCACGCCGCUCGCGUUUCCCCAACAUAAUGAGCGAAUUCGCUAAUUAGUGUGUUAUCGGACGAGCUCGCGUGCGCAGCGCAGUGCGUCCGCGCGCGCCGCGCGAUCGACAUGAACCUCUUCACGCAGCCCGAGUGCACCCACAUCGAAAUAAUAGAGCCGGACCCCGAGGACUGCUCCGAGCCGCUGCCGCCCGAGGGCAACAACAAGCUGCGCAACUACCGCCUGCUCAACGAAAAGCUGCGCGCCUACACGCCCACCGGGGACGUCAACACCUCGCCCAGCAAAGGAAAGUUGGUGUCGAGGUUCGACGUGUGCUCGGGCAUAUCCCCGCCGCGCUCCAAGAUUCUGGAGCUGCUGCGCCCCGAGGACCCCGGGAGAGAAACCCUGGAGGCCAUAGUGAAACCCGCGCCCCGGCGCGGCCUGGCCAGGCCGUUCGAUGAGGACACGAGAAGAUUCCUCCAGAGAGCUCUGUUAUCCCCGAGUCCCGCCUUGUCAGCUGCCCCCACUCCUGAGCCCCGGAAAGAAGUGAACAAUAAGGAAGAAAACAAUGAAAUAAUUGAAAAUCAAGAGUCAUUUACGCCUAAACCUCGUGAUCCGAGAUCGGAGAGAUCUUUGGCAGACGAAUUACGGGAAGCCGAGGAGGACGAGCGUUCGGGCGGGAACAAUGUGAGGCGGGACCUGUUGCGGGAGUUUAGAAAACACGGCGGCGGCGUAAAGGAGGCAGUCGAGAGGGAACGGCUGGGGAAAUUGGCGCUGUCCGUGGAAGAGGACGAGGAGGAGAGCGACGACAGCGGGCUGACGGCGGCGGCGCGCAAGCUGGACGCGCUGCUGGCCGAGUCGCGCGGCCUGCACGAGGAGCUGGCCGGCAUCCAGCAGGACAUCCAGGCGCAAUCGGCGCGCGCAUGUCGGUGCGCGGCGGCGGCGCGCGCGCUGACGGCGGAGUCGCGCGCGCUGCGCUACCUGGACGACGUGGUGGCGCUGCUGCGCGGCGACGUGGCGGCGGCGGCGCGCGCGCGGGCCUGGCCCUUCGCGCUGGGCCGCCGCGCGCCCGGGAGGAACUACGUUGUAUGAACGCAGACCCGGCCCUGAACCGCCACGAUACCGAGCAUCGAUAUACUGGCUCACUUAGUGACCGACUAGUCUGGACAGGAUGGAGAAGCUACCGACUGCUGCCAUGCUGACUCGAGAAGGCCAUGCUGUUGAUCAACAAUGAUAUACAUGUAUAGGCGUGUUCCACCAAAUUAUUGAAUCCAGAUAUCAGUAGCAUAACUAAAGAAGACUAUGAUGAUUGUGAAUACGUCAUCGACAGUCAGACAGAUUAAAGUCUACAAUUGGACAUGACUUUCUCCCAAUACAGCCCCAUAUUCUUGGAGACCAUACAAAUUGCACUAAUGCAAUAAGGAGAGGGUUUUAUCUAAUGUAUGAUUGUUACUGGCAGCUCUGACCAUCUUGAAUUCUCAUCAGGAACUCUUUGAUCAAAGUCAAAAUCUGUCCCAGUCCAUACCCCAGGCUCGAAAAUAGCUGAAGUUUUUAAACAACCGAAAAAAGUAAUAGAACGUCUUUAUAUUCGAAGGAAUAUAAACCCAAGUUCCUGAUACUUAAAUUAACAGAAUAAAGACGCUAAUAAGCCCUCAUGACAGGUGGUAUUUUGAGAUGUGAACUACAUAAAAUUAUUGUUGAUCGACCGGUGGCACCCCUUCUCUGAGUUAUUUGUUGCUGAGUGUUUCUCAAAUAGGUAGAUGGUAAAAAUCGACGAGAUAAUUAACUGAAACUUCUUUUGGGGCUAUUGGAACUUGUAAAAGGAUCGAAUCUUCAUUUAUGCUCAAGAACGGUUCAGUAGAACGGUUUAUAAUAUCUAACAAUGACUCACCUAAGCCGUGCAGUUUAAUUAUUUGCAUUCUAGGUCAGUAUAUCCGUUUUUCUUUGUUUUAAACGCAAGACCUGUUCCGGAAAACGUUAUUUAUUUCGCAUCCAUCUCUCUCACUCACUUUAGAAUGGAAACACAAGUGAAAGAGAUGGAUAGAUAGAGUCGAUAAGAUCCUUCUUUUCUUCCAAGCCCUGCAUAGUGUUUGUUGUAAUAUCUUCGUUGGUGAUGGCUGAGUGAUUUGAUAAUUGAUUAGUGCGAAAGUGAGCUUUGGACUCUGAAGAACUGGCGAAACAUCAUUCGAAAUUAAAUUAAUGGGAUUCUAACUAAAGUGUAAUUACCCAUUUUGUAUUGAAAUGACGUUUAGUGUUGAUAGUGCUUAUCGAUAUUCACCCGUACAUCUAUAAAUACACAGAUUUUAUUAGUUUUGUAUGACAAUAUUGAUAAUUAUGUUGAAAUUGGAUUACUUUGAAAUUGAGAUUUGAUAAUUUAAUAUCUUAUUUUUACUAAAUUGUGGCAUUAUUACAGCUAAGAUUUAUGUUAUAAAUUGCAUUCUUAUUGUAUAAUAGGUACUUUUGUUAAUUGUUGUUAUCACGCCAUGUGAUUUGAGAUCUUCAAAUGUUAAAUAAAUGAUUGAUGAUGUUAAAGAAUAGCUAAAUAAUUAGAUAUUAAGUUACUCCUCAAAGUUUUAGACACGAAAAAAGUUCAUGGUCACGCCCCGUGGCUAUGUUUGUAUUAAAAUUAGCUUAAUUUCUGCCAAAUUCUUACCGCAAGUUUAUUAUUAUGGUAUUUUAGAGCAAUCAAAUUGUCAAGAAGCCAGACCGGUUCAAAACUAAACCACCCAUUAAUGCUUUUCCAGUACAAGAAUAAACUGGAAUCCAGAUUGUUCCUAAGGCAUUUUUAUCUAUUAUCUAUGCUAAUGACAAAACUUUUAACAUUUUUAUCGACUGUUUUAAAACUGGUAUCGAUUACGUAAUACUUUGAGGUGAGAAAUGUUCUUUUAAUAUGUUUACUAUUUAAGUUGUAUUGAUAUAAAUAAUAAAAUUCACUCUUGGUAAUGUGAUUUUUAAAAUUAUGUUAUGAUGUAGAUACUAGAUACUGCAUUAUUUGGAUUAUAUGCAACGUUAUUAUGUAAGUGCAGUACCGCUUUUUCACAAGAAAGUGUAGUUACGUGAAAUUGGAGAUUGUGGAUGUAUUUCGAUGUAGAUCAAACAAAGAAAUUGUAAUCGUCAAAAAUUAAUCUUAUUUGAUUAUUAUGUUUAUCAUUCGAUUGUCCGAAUUAAUGUACGACUCGUGAUGUAGUCACUUUGGUUUGUUGAUAUUAAUAUUUAAGUAAUUGUAAUCUCUUGAGACUGAUACUGUGACGGUUAGUGAUCAAAUAAUUAAGCUGUAAUUAAACGUUAGUACGAGCCGAAUAUUGAAUUAUUGCAAUAAAGUGUUUAUUCUUCA
Molecule: messenger RNA, 3477 nt
Organism: Ostrinia furnacalis (Asian corn borer)
Lineage: Eukaryota; Metazoa; Arthropoda; Insecta; Lepidoptera; Crambidae
Exons: 3
Coding region: 273-1235 (320 amino acids)
Source: RefSeq, a predicted model, not a curated record